GGGAGCCUACCUAAUGUGACGGAUCGUCGACUCGCAUAAAAUAAUUAUUACCAUAGACGUUGAUAUUCAAGAUGAAGAGUUUCGGUGUUCUGUCCGCCCUGGCUUUUGCCAGCAUUUCAGUUGCUCAGACCCCGUCGGGCUUCGCUCCGGUCGUAGAGCAAAAGCUCGAGGUCACAUUCGGGACCAAGUCUGUGACGCCUGGUCUAGCACUGGCGAAAACCGAAACCUCGAGGCAGCCGACUAUUGGUCUGGGAAUUCCUGCUAACGGUACCUAUCUGUGGAUGCUGAUCGACCUCGAUGCAUCAACCAACUUCAUAAACCCCGGCCAGGGCCAACCAGCUACAUAUCUUCACACCGUGAUCCGAGACUUCAAGGCCAGCGGCAGUGCAUCAGUCGACGGCGUCAGCACGCUUACGUCCACGGCCAACGGCCCCGUGGCAUGGUUUGCCCCGGCACCUCAGCCGGAGAACCCCCCUCACCCGCACCGAUACACGAACCUACUUUGGGAGCAGCCGGAGAACUGGCAGGUCCCCGCGGCCGCGAGUCAGAUGCUCCAGAGCCAGAAGACUGGCUUUAGCGUUCCCAAGUUCAUCACGGCUGCCGGACUAAAGGACCCUAUUGCCGCGAACUACUUCAACGUUACGGGUUAAGUGGGAAGCAUAUAUGAGAAAAGAGGGUAGCCUACGGAAACGUGAAUGUAUAUAUGAAGAUAACCUUGAUGUGCAUUGCCAGAGACGGCUUUGCGUUCGCUCCGUGUCGAAAACAUCUAAGACUCCA
Messenger RNA from Daldinia loculata, 777 nucleotides. RefSeq names its product PEBP-like protein. Gene Ontology annotation, biological process: regulation of proteolysis; regulation of Ras protein signal transduction. The transcript has 3 exons. NCBI's taxonomy places the organism in Eukaryota, Fungi, Ascomycota, Sordariomycetes, Xylariales, Hypoxylaceae. Gene Ontology annotation, molecular function: peptidase inhibitor activity; phospholipid binding. The record is from RefSeq and is a predicted model, not a curated record. Bases 72 to 650 code for a protein of 192 amino acids.